Molecule: messenger RNA, 1171 nt
Organism: Neocloeon triangulifer
Lineage: Eukaryota; Metazoa; Arthropoda; Insecta; Ephemeroptera; Baetidae
Product: ubiquitin-like protein 7
Exons: 5
Coding region: 129-1112 (327 amino acids)
Biological process (GO): ubiquitin-dependent protein catabolic process
Cellular component (GO): cytosol
Molecular function (GO): polyubiquitin modification-dependent protein binding
Source: RefSeq, a predicted model, not a curated record
CCAGCCCCAGCACUAGUCACUUGUCAAAAACACGGGAUAGAGGCGCAAUUUCAACGUGAUCUUGCAAUUUUCUCAACUCGAACUCUUUAGUUAUUUUUUAAGUAAUAUCUUGGAUACAUAAUUCAAAAAUGGAUAGUCCGAGAGUGCUUCUUUCUAUCCGAAUUCCGGUACACAGCAGCCCAACUCUUCGAGAGGUUUCAUUCACAGGUUCAGUGCAAGAACUCCGUUCCUUGGCAGCAAAAGAAACUUCAUCAGAACCAGACCUAAUCAAUCUGAUUUACCGAGGGCUCGUCUUGAGGGACGGCAACGAUUUGUCUACCUAUGGUUUGCAGACAGGAGAAACCGUUCACGUUUUUUCAAAGAGUCGCCCGACGGUAAACAAAGAGAGACCUCAACUCACAAAUGAAGAGGCAAGUCAAAUUGCCCUAGCUCUGAAGUCAGCUGCUGCAGGAAUUCGCUUUGCUUUGUCGAGGUUAAAUAAGGCAGACAUUUUUGAAAAUGUUUUGGCUGCAAUUCCUGGCUUGAAAGAAGAUCCAGUCGCAGUUUCUAUCCUCAGAGACCCUGACUUGCUGAUGCUCAUGGUGGACGCAGAGGUUGUCAAAAGAGUCAGCAAAAAGUGUCCCUUAUUGGCUGAGGCUGUGAAACAUUUGGCUGCAGAAUUUGCUGACCAUGGCAAAAAUGAUGCUGCAAACAAUGAUGACAUGGAGACUGAAGAUUCUCCCAGACAGGGAUCAAGACAAAUCACAGGAAAUCAGCUUGCUGCUGCUCUUGCUUCUGCAAUCUCAGGAGUGAACAGAUCUCGACAAGCACCAACAAGACUGUUCACCCCAGAAAUGCUGAACUCUGCUUUGAUGCAGGCAUUCCAGUCAGUCCCUUCAUUGGCCAACAGUCCUGCAGUCGCGUCAAAUCAAUCAGCUCCCACAAACACAGCACCCACACCUCCGACAGCCGGUCCUUCAACUGCCCCACCUGCUGGUAGAUGGGCCCAAGAACUGCAACAAAUGAGAGAACUCGGUCUGACAGAUGACAAUUUGAGUGUGCAAAUGCUGGAGAUUACUAAUGGUGAUGUUCAGGCAGCCGUUGACCUGAUUAUUCAAAGUCAGUUCAACUGAUGCAUGUGGAUAUUAUUAGUGCUGCAAUAAGGAUUUGGAAAUAAAAAUAUGUUUAUCAA